CAGAUUAGAUAAACAGAUGCACUGCGCUGAACGAGGAAGCAAUAGACAAAGGUUCUUUUAGACUUCUUUCUCCGUACCCUCUCAUAUUGUACUGGGAUUGGACUCCUCCAACACCUUCGGCGCAAGGAUGGCAACGUUAAGGAGACAAUACGCAGUGGCCAGACCUGUGUACUCUGAGGACAGCUUUGCUGAAGAUCAUGAGAAAGUCUACAGGGUGCGCAAAACAAUGCUCGACCACCUGAGAGAGUAUGUGACCUGUGAUUCAAAACGUGCCAAGAAUGCAGUGCUCUCCCUCCUGCCCAUCAUCGGCUGGAUGAGGAUCUACAGAGUUAAAGAGUGGCUGCUGGGUGAUGUGGUGUCCGGAAUCAGCACCGGACUGGUGGCCAUUAUGCAAGGACUGGCCUUCUCCCUGUUGGCCUCGCUGCCUCCGAGCUACGGCCUCUACACGGCUUUCUUCCCCAUGCUAACAUACUUCUUCCUUGGUACUUCAAGACACAUAUCUGUCGGCUCCUUCCCAGUCCUGAGCCUGAUGAUUGGAGCUGUGGUGACCCGUCUGGUCCCAGACGACGGACCGUCCGCCAACUUCCCCGGCUUUAAGGGCCUGAAUAUGACCCAGCAGAGAGUCCUAGUGGCCUCCUCUGUGACCUUCCUCACGGGUAUUUUCCAGCUUGCCAUGGGUCUUCUGCAGGUGGGCUUUAUUGUCAUUUACCUGUCUGACACUCUGGUGUCCGGCUUCACCACUGCGGCUGCUGUCCACAUCCUGGUGUCCCAGCUCAAGUUUGUAUUAGGGCUGGUUGUCCCAGGCAUCAGUGGACCACUGGCUCUCAUAUAUACCCUCGAGAAGAUCUUCGUCCAGAUCACCUCCACCAACAUCUGCGACCUGGUGAUGUCCAUCAUCAUCAUGGUGAUAGUGUUCAUCGUGAAAGAGAUGAAUGACAUGUACAAAGCCAAGCUGCCCGUUCCUAUCCCCAUAGAGGUUAUCAUGACUGUCAUAGCUUGCGGGACGUCUUAUGGCCUCAACUUCAAGGAAAGAUUCGGCAUUGACGUUGUUGGCAAGAUGGUCAGCGGGUACGAGGCUCCCAUCGCGCCCGAUAUGGACGUGUUCAAGGACAGUGCUGUGGAGGCCUUUCCUAUAGCCAUAGUGGGGUUUGCGGUUGCGUUCUCCGUGGCCAAAGUCUACUCUAUCAAACAUGAUUACACCAUCGAUGGAAACCAGGAGCUCAUUGCAUUCGGGGUAAGCAACAUAUUUGGCGCAAGCUUCAGGUCGUUCGCAGCCAGCACGUCGCUCUCAAGGUCGGCCGUGCAGGAGAGCUCAGGAGGCAGAACACAGAUUGCAGGGCUGAUCUCGGCCAUGAUGGCGAUGAUUGUGACUGUGGCGAUUGGCUUCCUGCUGGAGCCGCUUCCAACGUCUGUCUUGGGGGCGUUGGUCAUCGUCAACCUGAAGGGAAUGCUGAUGCAGUGCAGAGAAAUCCCAUACUUGUGGAGGCGGGACAAACCAGAAUGCGUGGUGUGGGUGGGAACAUGUCUGGGUGCCAUCUUCCUGGGACUGGAUAUUGGUCUGGCGGUGGGCUUGGGGGUGGAGCUGCUCACUGUCAUCUUCAGGACUCAGUUCCCCCGCUGUUCUGUCCUGGCUAACAUCCCAGGGACCGACCUCUACAGAGAUCGUAAAGAUUACCUGAACAUUGUCGAACCAGCGGGAGUAAAGAUCUUCAGGAUACCCUCGCCUAUCUUCUUCGCCAAUAUUGAGUUCUUCAAGGACAAGCUUGUAGAGGCUGUUGGGUUUAACCCUACGAGGGUUUUGAGGAAAAGGAACAAAGCUCUCAGAAAGAUCGAGAAACUGCUGCAGACAAACAGUGAUGAUAUUACUGAGAAAGGCCUGAGGAAUUUAUUCAGCCAGCCGACUGAUGACGCUGACAUGAACAUGAAGGAGAUGGAUCUGUCCGUCGACCUCAAGGACCUUCCUUUCCGGGUGGACUGGAACGCUGAGCUUGCAGGGAACAUCGGUGUCCCCAGAGUGGACAUCCACAGCCUGAUCCUGGACUUCUCUGCCGUCUCCUUCCUGGACAUCUCCGCACUGAAGGGGCUCAAAAUGGUACUCAAAGACUUCAUCCGUAUUGAUGUGGAUGUUUACAUUGUGUCCUGUGACGUGUACAUCCUGGAGAAACUACACAGCUGCAUGUUCUUCGACGAUGACAUUCAGACCUCCAUCUUCUUCCCGACCCUCCACGAUGCCAUGCUGCAUGUUCUGGAAAAACACGAGGGCAAAAUUAAAAGCACGGUGAUUCCCUUCAAUAUGUCAAAGCUCAGGAGGGUCAGGAGGCCAUAGAAAACAUUGUGACUGAUCCGCUGAGGACCAUGAAUUUCCACAGCAGAUUUCAUCGCAAUCCCCGUGGAGAUGUUCCGCUCUCAACCUGAGGGUCAAUGGUCUGAACACUGGCCAUACUUAAGCAAUGCAGAAGCAGCCAUAACAUACACACUGAUCAGCCACAAUAUUGAAGCUGAAGUGAAUAACAUCGUUCAUCUCUUUACAAUAAUGUUUUGCUGGGUCCUGCCAGUAAUGUGAAUGUAACCACAGCUGCAUUGCAGUACACCCUUUCAUGGCAACGGCUACCUACCCCGCCCCAUUAUUAUUCACUUCACCUGUUUGAAUGUUGUGGGUUGUGUGUGUGUUGUCGUAUAGCGUUUACAAUGUUACAUUGUUUGUGUUACAGACAGCACAGCAGUUCUUCUGAAAAGCUUAAUUUUGACCCUGAUUCGCAUCUACUCCUUCACUGUGCAGAAUAAAGUUACUUCCAUGUCGCUUUUCACAGCAAUUCGUUGAAAAAAGGAAUGAUUAUAGAAACAUAUCUCUGCACUCUACUGCACUGUACAUUAGGAAGCUAUUAAGUCAGAAUUUGAUUGGAGUAGAAUAAAAUCUCCACAGAAACUUUGUGAGCAACACUUAUAAGAUGGGUAUUUUAGGGGUCAUUCAUGUCUUCACACCAACAUUUAAAAAAAAUUAAAGGGUGAUCAAAUGAUCAAAAUCCAUAUAGCAGGAGCAGAGAUAUCACCUUGUUUAAAUCAUGCAUUCUUCUUCCUGUUCAAAACCUGGUACAUGGCUAUAAUAACAUCUUUUUUUGCAGUUAAAGGACACCCGACUCUAGAAAAAGCAACCGUCUCCAGAAGGAUUCCUUCAGCAAAACCAUUCAACCACAGAUCACACACAAUUUCUGUUAAUUAAACCACAACACAAUAUUUUGUGUAUUCAGAUCUAAAACCGGAAAGACAUCUUGAGUUUUGUUUUGAAAUGCUGUUUUUGGUAAAUGUCAUUGCGUGAUUUUUAUAUCCAGUCUUUGUUGCCGUAUGACUUGUUACACUCUGCUGCAUUGCCCUUUUUCUUACUGUUUGACAAAUGCAAUAUAUUUUUAAAGAUUAAAUGACAAAA
This is a messenger RNA of Acanthopagrus latus (yellowfin seabream), 3424 nucleotides long. RefSeq names its product chloride anion exchanger-like. Gene Ontology annotation, cellular component: membrane. The record is from RefSeq and is a predicted model, not a curated record. NCBI's taxonomy places the organism in Eukaryota, Metazoa, Chordata, Actinopteri, Spariformes, Sparidae. Gene Ontology annotation, molecular function: secondary active sulfate transmembrane transporter activity; bicarbonate transmembrane transporter activity; oxalate transmembrane transporter activity. The transcript has 19 exons. Bases 128 to 2326 code for a protein of 732 amino acids. Gene Ontology annotation, biological process: transmembrane transport.